Molecule: messenger RNA, 2615 nt
Organism: Patiria miniata (bat star)
Lineage: Eukaryota; Metazoa; Echinodermata; Asteroidea; Valvatida; Asterinidae
Product: probable G-protein coupled receptor No18
Exons: 2
Coding region: 706-2148 (480 amino acids)
Biological process (GO): adenylate cyclase-activating adrenergic receptor signaling pathway
Cellular component (GO): membrane
Molecular function (GO): G protein-coupled receptor activity
Source: RefSeq, a predicted model, not a curated record
ACGCCUGGCAGAUUCAUUCCUCAGAAACGUCACCGAGAGAAUAGAGUAUUGUUGUUUGGCGGUUGACACUAAAUUGGUUUCACGCGUCUUGAAUUUUUGGAUUAAAUUCCUCUAAUGGAGCGUGAAGGACUGGUAGGACAAAAUACUGACACCACUUUAAUUACAGAAGACGCUCUGGCUAUGGAACAACAGUCCUUAACUACACCACCGAACUCAAGCUAGAUGUCAUCAGUACCAAGUACCGUGCCGUGCCACUGUAUGACGGUAGAAGGUACGUCAAGACUUCACUAUGCAGCACUUGCAGUCGUGUAGGUAAUAUUCGGCGCAGUUCUUUCCUUGUUGUGAAGUACUCGGAGAACAAUUGAAGUGUUCCCUGAAGCGAACUGCACGUUGGUGAAAGGAGCAGCGACGGAUCUCUUGGCCAAUAACUGCGAGAAUUAAUAUCACGCGAUGGUGACGUACAAAUAACGCGUCGUCUGAUUGGAUGAUUUGCCGACAAUCCGCAGACUGUGCUUGAGCUCCUUAUAAGGGUCGGGAUGGCAAUCACGAGACUCUAAUUGCAGAAAGAAAUCGUUCACAGACGUUGCCAUGCAAACCAGAAUGUCAUAAAUUGAUGCAGGGAGCGUAUUAAACUUCGCAGCCUGUGACAUUAAGUAGCUGGAGCAAUAGCGAUAAACGUUUCACACGAAAAUACAAUUUUCCACCAUGGAAACUCAAGUCAUGGAAACCGUCUUCACCGAGACAUCGAUGUGGAUAACAGAGAAUAUUUCGUCUACCCCCAGCGGUGACUCCAUACCUUUUUCAACUUACGCCCUAGCCGUGUUCGUCGCAUCAAUGAUGAUUCUCAUCACUGUCGCCCCAAAUAUCAUGAUGAUCGUGCUGGUUAUCGUCGAUCGCAAACUGCGCAAACUCAGUAACUAUUACAUCAUCAGUUUGGCGGUAGCCGAUUGCAUUGUGGGAGCUGUGGUCAUGCCCUGCAUGGCGUCCUAUUCCAUCUUAGGAUUCUGGGCUUUGGGAGGUGUAGUCUGUGAUGUCUGGAUAACGUUCGACUUCAUGUGCUGCACUGCAUCUAUGCUGAGCCUGUGCAUGAUAUCGUUGGAUCGCUACUGGGCCAUCACCAGACCUCUGAAACACAUGGGUAGACGCAGCCGCAAGAGGGCGCUCUUCUAUGUGGCGGGAAUAUGGGUCGCAUCAGCCGUUUGCUGGGUGCCAGCUAUCGUUGCCUUUCGCCUGGUGUAUGGUAGCUUCGGCAAGUAUGACUGUAUCUACCUAACAGACCCAAUCUAUGUGCUCAUUUCUGCCAUAUUGGUAUACUACAUGCCAAUGGCCGCCAUGAUUUACCUCUAUGUCAAAGUGUAUAUCUCGGUCAAGAGUCAGUUCAAAUCGCUUGAGUCGUUUGAAAAUUCACCAAUAGAUAAGCCCAAGACGUCACAGAGCACCAAAGUCGAUGGUGUUCUGAACAAUUCGGGCACGAGUGCCACUACAAUUCUGUCAACUACUCUAUCCGAAAUAGCAACCAAUGACGUGUCUGCCGCUUACAUGAAUAGGGGAUACAUGGGCAGCACGCAAUCUCUGAAUGAAGUUCAAGUUGAGUCGGCAUUAUCCAAUGAACGUCCGAGUCCCAAUGACGUCAUCAAAACGAGUGGUAUUGCUGUUGGUAUUACGGGGCCAGACAUGAAUACCAGUGACAUGCUUGAAAAUAGCACGCUGUGCCUGACACCAACGGACGACAUCACAUUGAGGUCCGUAUCAGCCACUGUGGCCGGGAACCAAGGAACAAUCGUCAGUGCUGCGGAAAUGAGAAAGGUACGGUUGAGAAAGGUUCAACUGAAACACGCCGCCAUCAACCGCAGAACCGCGCGAGCUCUAGGUAUCAUCGUGGUCCUAUUCCUGAUCUGCUGGCUGCCGUUCGUUGUCCUAUUCCCCAUCAAUGCUUUCUGCAACUGCGUACCAGUGAAACUGUACGACGCUUCCUAUUGGCUGGCGUACUUGAAUUCGACCCUUAACCCCUUCCUGUACGGGUUCAGUUUGGACUUCAGAAGAGCCUUUAUGAGGUACUUUUGCAAGAGGUGCGUGCCGGUUACACUGCAGGACGUGUCUAAUACUGAGGACUCAAAAGGAAACUUGAAUCAGUCACAACAUCACUGACAAAUUCUUGUCUGAAUUAAGGCUAGUCUUAUGUAGCUCUUUUAGGAAGACUAUUCCUCAAACAUUUGGCGUUACGGCUGUAAAUAAUAUUGAUUAAAACUGAUCAGACAUAUAGAACCUUUUGCCUUCAUAGAUUCAGCGAAUCAUGAAUGUUGGCCUAUGGUGGCACUGCAUGUAUAGUAUAAUAUGAAAAUGUAAAUAAAAUUUGAAUCUAGGCCUAUGUUCUGGCUUAAUUGUUAAGAUCACUUUUGUUAGCACUUAUGUUUUAGUUUAUAUCAAUUCUAUGCCAUGAAUACUUGAUCAAAGAAGAAUGUGUUAUAUCAAUGAAAUUCACCCAAACAAUAUGAACUAAAAUAAUGCUCAUAUAUAUUUGCACAGUUUAUUGACAUGAAUGUUAAUUAAGUUGCACUUGCUGGUGGCAUGAAAUUAAAAUCUUGCACAAUUUUGUGUUGCUUCACUGAACCUGG